GAUGACAAAGAUGUGAAAGAUAUGCCACUCAGUAACAAUAUUGGUAGCAAAAGAACACAUGAAAUGGGUGAAGAUAUUGAAAUACAACUUGUUGAAAAGCUAAAAAUAAAAAAAUUCUCAGUGCAAAUGGAUGAAUCAACUUUGAGAGACAGUGAGGCCGUACUGAUAACUUACUUAAGGCAUAUUGAUAAAGGAGAUUUGGCUGAAGAAAUGUUGUUGUGUAAAUCAUUAGAAAGCACCACUGCUGCCAAAGAUGUAUGUAAUAAGCUUAAAAUAUUACUUAGAUGUCAAUAA
Molecule: messenger RNA, 294 nt
Organism: Lymnaea stagnalis (great pond snail)
Lineage: Eukaryota; Metazoa; Mollusca; Gastropoda; Lymnaeidae
Source: the annotation of a GenBank genome assembly